Messenger RNA from Eimeria mitis, 1830 nucleotides. RefSeq lists its product as uncharacterized. Gene Ontology annotation, molecular function: myosin II head/neck binding. Gene Ontology annotation, cellular component: stress fiber. Bases 1 to 1830 code for a protein of 609 amino acids. NCBI's taxonomy places the organism in Eukaryota, Apicomplexa, Conoidasida, Eucoccidiorida, Eimeriidae. The record is from RefSeq and is a predicted model, not a curated record. The transcript is spliced from 8 exons. Gene Ontology annotation, biological process: positive regulation of stress fiber assembly; regulation of focal adhesion assembly.
AUGAAAGCAGGGGGCCCCAAAGAUAACGACGAUAGCAGCAAGACCUCUUCGGGCCGGCGAGCCUCUUCUGGGGGCCCCCAGGAGGGGAGGAGGUUAAGCCACACCCGAUGGGGAUGUUCGUCUGCUUCCUCUGUACCCCCCUCUCCUGCUUCUUCUCUCGCACGCACCAUGGCUCGUCCACCGAGCAAACCUUCAACCGAGGAGCGUUUCCCCCUCGUUGCUAGGGGGCCCUUCCUGGACUUGGAGACCGGAGCUGGGGGGCCCCCAACUGCCGCUCCCGGGGGGCCCCCCUCCACGCCCCUCGGCCUUCCUUGGGGGACGUGGAGACGCAGCAGCCACAACUGCAGCAGCAGCAGCAAAGACCACCAUCAGCAGGUGCCUUCGUCUCCGCCUCUACCCCCCAUCAGCCCUCAACUGCCAGACCAGCCGUUGUGCGUCUCCAGUGAUGUAGUGGAGGCAGCUGCAGCUGCCUGCGUCGUAUCUCGUGGUGGUUUACAGAGGCAGGAGCACCGAAGGCCGGAGGAGGAGGAGUCAGAGCAGCCCCAUCAUGAGCUGCAGCACCCUCAUGAUCAUCAUCAGCAGCAUCAGCAUCAGCAGCAGCAGCAGCAGCAGCAGCAGCAGCGGCAGCAGCAGCAGCAGCAAGUUGACGCGCGGUUGACUUUUAUUGUUUUUGUUAUUUUCUUCUCGCUGGAGAUAUUUGUCAACUUUGAUUGCGGGGCUAUCCCCUGCACUCUCUCCCGCAUGGCAGAUGAGUUUCGUCUCUCUCCUACCUGGCAAGACUUCUUUUCAGGGGCUGCAGCAGCUCGUGCUGCAGCAGCAGCAGCUAGUAGUCCUCCUGUAGAGCAGCAGCACCAGCAGCAGCAGCAGCAGCAGCAGCCACGAAGAAAACUCUCCUCACGAGCAGGCAUGUUGGGGGCGCUGCCGUAUGUGGGUCUGACAUUGGCUUCGCCUUUUGCGGGGCGUAUAUUUGCCUAUUGGCCGGCGAAGAGAGUGGUGGUGGUAUCGAUGGCUCUUAAUGCUUUUUCUACCCUUCUUAUGGUGCUGACUCUGCUGCUGCCGCACGACGCGCUGCCCCUCUCCAGCAGCAGCAGCAGCAGCAGCAGCAGCAGCGGGGGUAGCAGCAGCGGUGGUGUUGUGGAUGGGGGCGGCGUUGGUGUGGGUGCAUCAUCCCCUGACAUGGCCCCCUUCGUUAUAUUUGCGCCUGUAUGGGUCGAUGAGUUCUCCCCCCCAAAGAAAGCAGCUCUAUGGAUGGGUGUCAUGCAGGGCGCAGCUGUUGUAGGCGUCACUGUUUUCUUUUUGUGGGUACUUACUGGCCUUGUAGCUAGCAUCCCGCAGGAGUAUAUACAGACGCCAGGGGGCCCCCGGGGGGCCCCCGGGAGGGCCCCAGGGGGGGCCUCCAGGGGGGGCCCCAAGUACCUUCAGGAUGAUAAACAUGCUCUAGACCAGCCGGAAGACCAGGAGCAGCAGCAGCAGCAACAGCAGCAGCAGCAGCAGCAGCAGGGGGGAGAGCAACUGCAGCUGCAUACACUGCCAGCUGUAGAAGGAGACUGUUGUGUGAGCCCAGGCCAAGCAGAGACAGCGGGAACACACAGGAGGAAGUCGGUGGAUGCUAGUCGGCAUCCCCCAGACAGCAGCAGCAGCAGCAGCAGCAACAGCAACAGCAGCAGCAGCAGCAGCAGCAGCGUGCGGGCUUGGCCAGCUGCUCCCGCUGCAGUAGAGCUCUCGCCCCCCAUCUGCAGCAGGAGAAACGCCUCCUUGGCGCUGCUGCUGUACGUCAGCUGGCGGCGUUGUUGCUGGGGGGGACGCCGAUGUACAUGCUGCCAGUGCUGA